Onychostoma macrolepis is the source of this 1320-nucleotide messenger RNA. RefSeq names its product mitochondrial ribosomal protein S7 (gene mrps7). The transcript is spliced from 5 exons. Gene Ontology annotation, molecular function: structural constituent of ribosome; rRNA binding; mRNA binding. Gene Ontology annotation, cellular component: ribosome. Gene Ontology annotation, biological process: ribosomal small subunit assembly; translation. The coding region runs from base 114 to 800 and encodes 228 amino acids. The record is from RefSeq and is a predicted model, not a curated record. NCBI's taxonomy places the organism in Eukaryota, Metazoa, Chordata, Actinopteri, Cypriniformes, Cyprinidae.
AGUGAGUUUAACGGCUGGUCUGAGAUCUGCGUUUGUGUUCCUCCUCUAAUAGUGGAUAUAAGAGUUUGGUCACUCAAGCUGAUCUGAGACAAACCUGUUAUACCAUCCUAAAGAUGGCAGCCUCCGUCAGAUAUUUACUGAAACCUUGGACACCGAGUCUGUGUUUGGUGAGAUGGAGUCGGUAUAAUCCAUACUAUCUGGACCCCGAUCCCAGUAAAGAUGCUCGUGUCCCUGAAUCAGAGCUCAGUCCUGAAGAAAAAGAGCUGCAGGAACUGAAAACAGUGAGACCGAUCAAAGCAGCGCUGUCGAGCGACACCAGCUCGCCGUUCAAUGACCCUCUGAUCAGCAAGUUCAUCAACAUGAUGAUGCAAGACGGCAACAAAAUCCUUGCUAGAGAAAUCAUGACACAGACGCUGGAGACCAUGAAGAGGAAACAGGUGGAGAAAUACCACAAAUCUCCAGCAGCUAAGAGAGAAGAGAUCGAGUGCAAUCCAUACAGCAUCUUCCAUCAGGCCCUAGAGAACUGCAAGCCCAUCAUUGGCCUGGCCAGUGUUCAGAAAGGAGGGAAAUCUUAUCAGGUGCCGGUUCCUCUCACAGAUAAUCGGCGGCGUUUUCUGGCCAUGAAGUGGAUAAUCACAGAAUGCAGAGACAACAAGCACCGUCGCACACACAUGUACGAGAAACUCUCGCAGGAGCUGCUGGCUGCCUUCGCUAACGAGGGAAAUGUAGUGAAACGCAAACAUGACCUUCACAAGAUGGCCGAAGCCAACAGGGCAUACGCACACUACCGCUGGUGGUAGAGAGAAGACGUUUGGACUCCUAAUUCACCUAAAGAUGUGAUUUGUUUUGGACUGAUAGCAUCAGCAGUUUGGGAUGGAUGGGCAUCACAAAAAAGGACAUGAGAAAGUCUGUUAUCUUGACUCAUAAAUACAGUUUGUCUUCGUGUGAAAGUAAAUAAAGCUAUAAGUCACGUUUCCAUUUUUGAUCAGGAAUGUGUUACAAGAGUUAGAAAACAAAUCUAUGACACAUUACACAUUCUUGAGACUUCAACUGCAAUCUUGUCCACAAAAAUACUUAAUUAUUUCUUUAUAUUUGAAACUUGUAGCAUGAAGACAACUAUACUGUCAAGGUCUAAUCUGCAAGAGCCUGAGAAAUCAGUGAGGCCAAAAAACAGCUGCACAGGAGCUUUAUUUUAGAUUUUGAAAUACAAAAUUUUGGAAUCAUCAUGUUAACAUUUCGGUCCACAGGACCUUCUUUUAUUUAUAUAUAUAUAUUAGUGCUGUAAAAUGAUUAAUCGCAUCCAAAAUAAAAGUUGUCUAC